AAAGUGAUUUUACUUUAACUUUAAAGUUAAAGUUAAAGUGCUUUACUUUGCUUUAAAAUUUUAAAGUUAAAGUUUUACUUUAAACUUUAAGCUUUAAAGUAAAGUUAAAGUCCCACCCCUACGUCGGUUGUUGCAAAUUUUAUGAGCGAUCUUUCUAGCUAUAUUCUAUGAUGACCCUUAGAAAAUCCAGGAAAUCCAUGUUUCGGUUCCGACGAGAUCCGACGUGGGACCCGAUCGGAUCCGAGAACGUCGGAAUCCAAUGCGAUUCCGUCACCAGGAUUGCAUCGGAUCCGUCGAAUUCCUGUAGGAUCCGGUAAAAUUCAGUAUUGGAUCCGAUAG
Adineta ricciae is the source of this 339-nucleotide messenger RNA. The record is from the annotation of a GenBank genome assembly. NCBI's taxonomy places the organism in Eukaryota, Metazoa, Rotifera, Eurotatoria, Adinetida, Adinetidae.